UUUUUUUCAGAACUUGAACUCAAAGUUUUCCUGAAAUUGGCUUCCAAAGGUGCUUGGUUUGCUGGCACAGCAUUCAUACUGAAGAGAUACAUAAAUGAUCCAGAAACACUAGUAAAGUUGUUUGCUUCUGUUGUUCUACCUUCAGGAAUUGUUGUAAAGUAUCUUUGUGAAGGUUCAGUUCUUUGUGUUCUAGAAGCAAGUGAUUUACUGAGCUUGCAUACUCUCUGGAAGAGCUAUGAGAAUGGCGUGCUCAAAAAGGCUUUGGAGGAGGUUUUGAUAACAGAGGACCUAAAAAAGUUGGCAGAAGGUCAAGAAAUAAUCUUGGAUGUAGAUCUAGACAGGGAAAUGUACCAUAAUGCAUGUUUGGAUCUUAUUGUGAUAAAGGAGAAGGGUAAGAGUUAAAUGCUUUAUUCUGUGGUUUACAAAAUGAUGACCAUUUUUUUAAUUAUCAGUUAUAAUUUUGCCAGUGGAAUAUGAUCAUGUGACUGAAUCUGUACCCUAUGUGCAUAUCAUACAAUUAUUCCCCGAAAUUUAAUUUUGUUUUUAAUAUUAGACUUUAAAAUUCAGACUUCACUUUAUUCUUCAGAAUAAUUUUAUUAUCCUGUUAUCAUGAAGAAUUUUUAUGGUUUUUAGUUGAAAUUUUUGUUCUUUUGGUGUAUCAGUUUACAUACAAACUGUAAUAAGAAGUAGCAGUCCUUCGCAACCAGGGGCUCCAGUGUUUAAUAAUUAAAUUAACACUUCUCACUGGGCUGAUUAGAUUAGAUCAAUUUUUCCUUAGUUGAUGAGAUUUAUCACAUAGUGGAGUUGCAGAGACCACGCAGUUUCUCUGAUCCCACAAAAGGUCAAGCUGAAAGACCCUUGAACUCCUUUCAAGAAGAAAGCUUUCGUCUAAUGGCUACAACAGAGAGGAAGAGACGUCUUCAUGCAGAGAAACAGCUUGAUAAGUUGAAAUCAGGUCAAAUGUUAGAGCUUCAUUUUCCUGAGUUACGCCAGCUUUAUAGUGACAAGAAUUCUCAAGAUGAUAACUCUUCUACAACAAGCACAUUAGAUGAGGGUGGGUAUUUGAAAAUAUUGUUUUUUAAUAGCUAACUCUUUUUUCAACAUUCUUUUGAAUCCUUUUGUCCCUUUAGUGUGAGGACAAUACCUGGAACGUUACCAUAAAAAUGAUUUUCUUGUACAUUUGGAAUGAGGAAUGUUUGUUGUGGCCAAUUACUUAAAACAGGCAGUCCACCUCAUAGAAAGUCUAGGAUACCUGUAUCAAGCCAGAGGCCAGAGGCCAUUUUAUUUUGACAGGAAAAGUAUAUAAUUCUUUAUUUCAAGUGCGGAAAAAUCCUCAUUUUCGUUUUAUGCAGAAGCCCCUUCUGGAAGCAACAAUCUCCUUAUUGAAAGUUUUUGAAAUUCCGGUCACACACUCACUUGUGGAUAUAACUAAGAAGCCUUUGCAGAUAAUUGUUCAAAGGAAUCUUAAUAACCAACCACAGUUUGGACUUUAUUGCCUUUAUUGCCUUUAUUGUUUUUCGCUUCUAUUAAGGGUGCAACCAAUCUUGUUAGAAAAUCCAGUUUAACUCAAUCUUUUUAACCCAACCCACAAUAUUACCUUUAAAAAUGAAGAAAUGAUCAUCGCAGUGAACGCAAUUUAUGCAAUUGCGUAAAGAAGCCUGAAAAAAAUUCAGGACUUCAACGGGGUUUGAACCCAUGACCUUGCGAUUACCGGUGCAAUGCUCUACCAACUGAGCUACGAAGUUCAUAUAUGAACUGCGGAAAUGAAAUGAAAAUGAAGAAAUGAUCGUCGCAGUGAACACAAUUUAUGCAGUUGUGUAAAGAAGCGUGUAAAGAAGCUUCUUUACGCAAUUGCAUAAAUUGCGUUCACUGCGACAAUCAUUUCUUCAUUUUCAUUUCAUUUCUGCAGUUCAUAUAUGAUUCAUUUCAUAUAUCAUUAACACUCUCUUCCUUCACGGGAACAUAUGAACCCACAAUUGACCUGCUCCCAACGUCAGUGGCUUCAUAGCGGAGCUCUUGCCCACGAAGCACACCAGCGGAGCACCAUGGGUAAGAAAAUAAAGUAAACUACCCAUCCGAGAAAAUUUGGUAAUCAUGUGACCGUACACUGCCCACCCGCCCGAGAGACCGUUCGUCCGCACCACAGGUAUACCAAUGUUAAAUAACUCAAUUAACAGGUAUGGUAACCCAAAUGCAACUCGAGGUUAUUUUGGUGGGAAAUCACAUAGCCACAGGCGUCUUGUAAAGCAGAGACAACAAAAGACAAAAAAGACGAAAAUGGAUAGCGGAAAUUGUUUCUGUAUCUGUGUUGUCUAAAGUAUUAAGCUUAGAUAAAUUGUCAUGUCCACAAAUUUGGAAUAUAGAGCAAGAGAAAGGCAGAGAAAAAGAGAAAGUGGGCGGCAGGCCAGCAAAGCUCAACGAGAAAAAGGGAGACAGGGAUUUAAAGCGAGAGAUAAAAAACAAAGGAGACAUUUUUUUGUUGGAAGAACAACAUGCAAAUUUUGUAGCAGCGGUCAAAUGAGAAAUGCUAGCAGCCACCAAUGCAAGGUGAAGAUGAGCGGCAGUGAAAAAAGUGAGUGGGAACACGUAUGACAUUUCCUACAUAAAACGUGUAACUAAGAAGUUUCUGGAGGUUUCACGUAGUCGUGCAAAACAACGGCAAAGAAAUGUACAAAAAAGUGUGCUGCACGUGCAAAGUUGCUUUUGCUAAUUACACCUAUUGUUGUUUUUCACUGUUUUCCGGCAUUGCAUGCCUUCGCCGCUUAGCAUUACAUGAUUUAAUAUUUGUUUGAACAAACUAUAAAUAUUAUCGAGAGCUUCGCUUUUAGCCAUGGCUAAAUCUAUAUAUUAGCUCAUUUGGUAGAGCAUCGCACCGGCAAUCACGAGGUGACAGGCUCAAACCCCGUUGAAGUCCUGAAUUUUUUUCAGGUUUCUUUACGCCUUAUUGCAUAAAUUGCAUUCACUGUGACGAUCAUUUCUUCGUUUUCAUUUCCGUUUUCAUAUAUGAUUUAUUUCAUAUAUCGUUUACACUCAUUUCCUUCAUGGGAACAUAUGCUCCCAACGUCAGUCACUUCAUAGUUCAGUUUGUAGAGCAUCACACCGGUAAUCGCAAGGUCACCGGUUCAAACCCCGUUGACGUCCUGAAUUUUUUUCAGGCUUCUUUACACAAUUACAUAAAUUGUGUUCACUGCGACGAUCAUUUCUUCAUUUUCAUUUCAUUUCGGCAGUUCAUAUAAUGAUUUAUUUCAUAUAUCAUUAACAAUAUUACCUUUAGCGUGCAACAAAUUAACACAUGUAAUUUGGUGCACAUGAGAAAAAUUAUGAUUGAUAAAUCUUGGUCCAGUUUGUAACACACCCACAGACAGAAAUUGAGCUAAUAUCAUUUAAUUGAACUUUUAAAAUAGUAUACAAACAUAGUUAUGUCAUGUCAUGUCAAGAAAACAAUGGAACAAAAAAAGAUGGGGCAGUUUAUGAGAUUGCCGAUAUUCCAACAAAUUAUUAAAAAGUAUCAUAAAUGUUUUUGAAAAAAUGGAUGUUCAUGUGUAUUAAACCCUUCUUCACUGUAAAUAAAACCGUUGAACUACGCAAUUGUCAUUAGACAUUAAAUUGAAGUGUGUGCAUGUGUAAAUGGUAGUGUGUAAAAGACACAAGUCACAGUUCAGAUGAAGCUAAAAUUGACCUCAAGUCCUUUCAUGGGCUAAACUGUUCAAAGCUGGAAAAUUAUCCUCAUUUCAUGCUGCUUCUUUUGGAUGUUGGUUCAAACGCGUAGAGUCAAACCACGUACCUGGACAAUCAGAAAUACUGUGGCCCUUGGCGUUGAAAUGUUGGGCCACAGAAAGCCCAGGAGUGUUGUUGAAUUUACUUCAAUAAUAAGAUUGAUAAGGCAAUAAAAAAAUUAAAGCCUUUAAGGUGAUAAUGAUAUCCACACGUUUGUGAUUAGAAAAUUUUAUGGAAUUGAAGUGUUAAUUCUAGCUUAGGUUUGCUGCAUUCCAUUUCUGUAGAGGACCUGCUAAAUUGGGAAGAUGAGAACAAUCCAUCAAACGAGUUCUGGAAAUCAAUCAAGGGUGGUUUUAAGGAAAAGGUAAUCUAGCUCAAAUUAGUUUAGCUUUAAAGCAUUGACUACAGUAGCCAAAUUUUAAUCUAGGGGAAUUCACUUCUGAGCAUACAAUUGCAAAGGCUGCCCAUCAUUUUAAUACUUAAAUGGGUCUGAAAUGAUGGCCAAAGACAGUUUUAAGCAUUUUUGAUCAUUAAUAAUUGUCAUCAAUAUUUUUAUCGUUAGUCAUCACGUUCUUAAUGACUGUCGACAAUACUUGAUAUGAUGUCUUUAUUAUGCUUAGAAACCAAAUUCUUUCUACCUAAUAGUGUUGGACAGACUUCGAGGACGCAAUCAUCAAAGGAUUCCCUGAUGAGCUUGAGCAAGGAGGGUCUAUCCCAUUACUAAAAUUCCUGGCAUAUGUGCUCGGAGUUAACUAUGGUAGGAAAUUUUUUAAUUUCUUUUGGUGUGCAUGUGAUGUAAACAAAAUGACCUUUUUAGUUUUAUGAUGCAUUGAGGCAUCUGAACACAUGUAAAUCUAUUUAAAGAGUGCUACUUUUUACCACUUUUGCAUUAAAAUGGUAGUGUAGAAAACUGUCACAUAAACUAGAAGCUAAUAUUGUUUGGGUUUUCGCUAUCUGAACAGCCUUUGUAGUUAAAAAUUAAAUAGUGAUGAUCCAUAAUUAACUCAUCACUUUUAUGGCAAAUUUCAAUGGGACAAUAUAAUGGUUGUAUUAUUGUGUUUCUGGUAAUCAUGUUGACAAGUGUCCCUUGAAACUAAACUUUAAAAAUGAAGAUCAUUUAUCUUUGAUGUUAUAGAUUCUUGAUGAAUAUUGAGUGGUGAUGAUAUUAAUUUUUUUAUGGCAUUAAUACUAUUAAGGCAGACACUUUUAGAACUUUGGAAUCCCGCUCGUCAUUUCAACAGUUUUGAUUUUUAAUUUUCACUUUUAGACAAACGGGCAUCAGAAAAUGUAUCACUUAGUCAUUUUAUCAGAACCUCAAAGUGGUUUGGAUCUUUUACAAAAGGGUCUCAAGGCUGCUUGAGCAAGGUAAAAGUUUAUUUUCACAUAACGUAAUUUGUGAGUAAAUUUGUUAAUAAGGGGAUAAAAAAGUGAAUGCUCACAUCUGAAUCUUAAUGUUUAGUGCUUUAAAUAUGUAAUUUUAAUUUUGUAUUGAAUUUUAGACUUUCACUUUUUUAGAUUUUAGCUUAGCAAGGAAAUUUUUUAUUAUAAUUAUUGUUAUUACUAGCUUUUUAGGAAUUUUAAUUUAUCUUUUAAUUGUAACUUAAUGUAAAGUGCUUUUGAAUAUUUUAUAGUUCUAGGGCUAUACAAAUUCUUUAAAAUUAAAAUUGAAUUAAUUAAAUUUUUUUCAGUUCAGGUUAAAAUUAAUACACUUUUUUAAAAUGAUAAUUGGGUUUUAUGAUUGCCAAAAUUUAAUCACUAGCUUCAUAAUGAUAGCAUAUUUGUUUGAUGCUCUGUUUUUAUAAAAAGCUUGAGAAAUGCUUAACCACUUUCCAAAUGUCAGUAUUGUCCCAAAAAAGCAUGAAGUCAGAGACUCCUCAGUUUACUGGUAGAUGAGUCAAGGGGUUGUGCUUCUCUUAUCUUACUAAAAUUUUGUGUUUUGCCAGUGCAUCUACACUACAACAAUGCCAAUGAAAUAGAUAAAUUUAAAAUAAUUAUUCUUUUAAAUUUUUGUUGUAUGAAGAUGGUUCAUUUAAUGGAAAGCUCAGCUUCUUUAAGUCCUGAUGGUGAAAAAACAAGGUAAUGGCAACCCAAUCAUAUUUUACUGUCCAAAUCUUAAUUUCUCCCUCACUGGGAUAAUAGUACAAGAAAUUAGUGGACUACUUACAACUCUUUAAGCUGUAGAAUGAUAGGAAAUUCCUUUCAACAAUAUAUGUCAGAAACCCAGUCCCUUUGUAGUGUCUCUUUUAAUGAAAAACGUUACAAACAGACCAAGCUUGUGGAUCUGUUUCCCUGUCAACAACAAUCAUUUUUACAUUAUUCUCAUACAUGUACUUCCGCUUUAUGUAAGUGGAUGGCUUUGGUCACAUUUUAGUGAUACAGAGACAGAAAGUCAUUUGGGCUGAACUCUUGUAAACCCCAUAGAACAAAGUGACAUUCCCUAGUUCAGAUCCUCCCAUCAACAUCAUCAUCAUUAUCAUUAUCAUCAUCAACUUUACUCACGUUCAUAGAAAUUUACAUAAACGUUUGGAUUGUUUAGUAUCAAAUGGAAGGUGCAAUCAAGGGGAUUAGUGGAAUGGACACUCAUUGACUUGACCCAGCCACCUCAAGUCGACUGAAAGCUAAGGCAUUUCGUGUAAUUAUGUAUGCAUGGUUACAAUACAAGAGUAGGGUGUAACUUGUCAUGCCUUCUUCUUCAGGUUCUAACUUUAUCUGGUCACUUCUAAGCUUUAUAUGUCUCUGACAAAAUUAUUUCAUCUUACUGCAGCUGGUUUGCAGGAUACAUGACAGAGAGUGAGGCAAAACAGAAACUUCUAAAUCAUGAGGGUGGAGCAUUCCUGGUCAGAUUCAACACUUCCAUGGUGUCACCUGGCUUUGUGUUGUCGACUAAGUCACAUAGCAAUGACUUCGUUGAGUAUAAUAUAGAGGCAAGUUUUGUCAGUAAUCAUUAUUUAAAAUCAUGA
Porites evermanni is the source of this 6677-nucleotide messenger RNA. NCBI's taxonomy places the organism in Eukaryota, Metazoa, Cnidaria, Anthozoa, Scleractinia, Poritidae. The record is from the annotation of a GenBank genome assembly.